Molecule: messenger RNA, 460 nt
Organism: Argiope bruennichi
Lineage: Eukaryota; Metazoa; Arthropoda; Arachnida; Araneae; Araneidae
Product: COP9 signalosome complex subunit 9-like
Exons: 5
Coding region: 127-321 (64 amino acids)
Biological process (GO): negative regulation of protein neddylation
Source: RefSeq, a predicted model, not a curated record
AGCUAUCAUUUUUAGCAGCGUAUAUAAUUGAUUUUUCUUAUGUUAAAGAAGCUCUGUUACAAUGCCAAUUUUAUUUUUGUUUAAAAAUGAAAUGACAGUAAUUUAAAGUAAUACGUAAUUUUAUAAAUGAUACAUAUCAUGAAGCCCAAAGGUGUUGUAGCUGAUGAAAUGUUCCCUGAAGGAGCUGGUCCAUAUAUGGACUUAGAAGAAGCUGGUGGAUCUAGUGGUCUCCUUAUGGAUUUAGCUGCAAAUGAAAAAUCAGUUCAUUCUGAUUUUUUUAAUGAUUUUGAAGACCUAUUUGAUGAUGAAGAUUUGGCUUGAAAUUAUUUGAUGUCUGCAUAUUGUAUGAAGUUAUGUAUGAAAUCAUUGUAUUUUCUUUCAUUAUUGAUGUCAUCUGUAUUUUUAUUUCAACUCUGUCAGAAUCUGUUGUAACAUAGAAAUAAAGAUCAUUGAUAUGGUA